Hibiscus syriacus is the source of this 532-nucleotide messenger RNA. RefSeq names its product DNA polymerase delta subunit 4-like. The transcript has 2 exons. Lineage: Eukaryota; Viridiplantae; Streptophyta; Magnoliopsida; Malvales; Malvaceae. The coding region runs from base 58 to 420 and encodes 120 amino acids. The record is from RefSeq and is a predicted model, not a curated record. Gene Ontology annotation, cellular component: delta DNA polymerase complex. Gene Ontology annotation, biological process: DNA synthesis involved in DNA repair; DNA-templated DNA replication. Gene Ontology annotation, molecular function: DNA-directed DNA polymerase activity.
CCAGCAAAUAAAUAAUCCUGAAAAAGGAAGUAUUGAAUUUGAAGGGAAGCAUCUAGAAUGGCGACACCACCGAAGAACAUCGAGGGUUUCUACAAGCAAAAGAAGAGCAACACUUCCAAAUCAAAAUCCUCAAACUCAACCAAACAUGCCGCCGCUACUUCCGGUUCCAAUAUCGCCCAACCGCCGGCCCUCGUUUCCCACGGCGGUUCUCUCGAUCUCGAAGCAGACGAUUUCGACGAGGAGCAGCAAGUAUUGAGGCAAUUUGAUAUGAACAUGGAGUUCGGACCAUGCAUUGGUAUACCGAGAAUUGAUCGCUGGGAAAGAGCUCGAAGAUUGGGUCUCAAUCCUCCUAAAGAGAUUGAAAGUAUUCUCAAACGUGGUAAAGUGAAGCGACAAUCUUUAUUUGGUGGUCGCACUUAGUGGUACUUUAUUACGUUCGGAUGAAAUCAAUGUACAGAUUCUGGAUUUUCUCGUUGAAUGUUGUCAUGAAACUGUGAAGAUUUGCUGCUCUUAAAUGCACAGAUUACAACUC